AUGUCUUCUCGCAAUAAUAAGCUGGUCGUAAUCCCCAUCACUGCUGCUAGUGAUGGGGAUGUGAGUACUUGGCCUAGCAGCCCAUACACUGAACGCGACGACCAGAACUGGCGGCAGAAGCUUGCCGAGAAUUGGGUGAAAGAUGCAGGCACUUAUCAACAAGCUGAGUUGUCUCAGAUGCUCAGAUAUAAUAAGUCCGUCAGCCAGAACCAAGUUAUCAAACUCAUGUGA
This is a messenger RNA of Penicillium bovifimosum, 231 nucleotides long. RefSeq lists its product as uncharacterized. Bases 1 to 231 code for a protein of 76 amino acids. NCBI's taxonomy places the organism in Eukaryota, Fungi, Ascomycota, Eurotiomycetes, Eurotiales, Aspergillaceae. The record is from RefSeq and is a predicted model, not a curated record. The transcript has a single exon.